AUGUCAACUGGCAAAAAGGACUAUCUUGUCCAAGCCCCCAUCAAUCCAUCCGCUCUCCAAGCCUGGGCUUCAAAUCGCGCUGCACACGCGGCGCACUUGAAGCCUUAUAUCCUCGACGGGACCAUUGUAUUUGGAGGACCAACGCUCGUUGCACAUCCCAAGAGUUCCGAGGACACGAUUGAGGUGCGCAGUAGCGUGUUAUUGUUCCGAGCAAGUACAGAGGAUGAGGUUCGGGAAAUCAUAGAGAAGAACCCAUUCGUCGACGCUGGGGUUUGGGAUAUGGAGACAGUUGUCAUUGCGCCCUUCAUGUGUGGAGUCAGAACUGCUAUGUAA
Messenger RNA from Penicillium samsonianum, 333 nucleotides. RefSeq lists its product as uncharacterized. Bases 1 to 333 code for a protein of 110 amino acids. The transcript has a single exon. The record is from RefSeq and is a predicted model, not a curated record. Lineage: Eukaryota; Fungi; Ascomycota; Eurotiomycetes; Eurotiales; Aspergillaceae.